AUACCUGUCAGUGCUCCUGAUAUGACGCUGUGUGUUUACUGCACUCUCAUCCUGCACCAUUGAAGAAUGUUCAUGUUUUUUCAAUAUGUUUCUCAGCAGCUGGCCUACCACUGUGCCCACUCCUUAACAGCAUGUGUCCUGACAAAACACUCCACCUUAUCAAAUAUCUCCAAGAUUCAAAAGUCAAGACUGCUUUAUUACCACGCAAAUAUUGUUGGUACUACUCGGGUAUGGUACAGCUUAACAAUCAGUAAUAAACAAUAAACAACACACUAAACAAAGGGCAGGACAAGACAAGACAACACAACGCAUGCAUGAAAUGUACAUUAAUGCCGAAAUUUAGCCGAAGAGUAAAUGCACAUUUGAAGUGAAAAGGGAGAAAAAAAAUACUCUUGCAGAAACAUGUUUUCAUGUGUUUGUAUCGUUGCGAGAUGUUAGGGGAGGGGUCAGAAGACAUUUUUACGGCUCUUUUCCAAAUGCAAGGUGGGCUGAUCCUCUGCUCCGUGGAGCAAAAAUUCAUGAAGCAAACAUUGACUCCUCUCACAUUUUUCUGUCCACACUGAGAUUAAAGUCAAACCCACUAAAAGAACAAUGAAGUACCUAGUGGCUGGUCACUUCCUCGUCCUGCUCGGUGCUUUAACAGCCGUCUGUGUUCUAGGGAUUCUGUAUCACAUGGAAGUAUUCUCUAAUGCCAUAUUAAAUGAGAAGUAUGCAAAUGUUACAGCCAUGAUGAAGGUGCAAGUACACAAAGCCACUGAGUUAAAAUCAGACUUGGAUGAAGUUCAAGAGCGCUACAAGACCAUGUUAAAGCAACUCGAUGCACUAAAAGAGAAAGAGAGAUUGUGUGGAAUGUUCAAAGAGAAGUAUGAGCGAAUCCACGAACUCCUCAUUGCACACAAUGCAAGCGAAAAUUGUGGAAUCUGUGAGGAAGGAUGGAAGGCUUUUGGUUUAAAGUGUUACUACUUUUCCACUGAGAAACUGAACUGGACGCAGAGUCGAGACGACUGUGUUGAGAACGGAAGCCAUCUGGUGAUUAUAACCAGCCAAUCUGAACAGAAUUUUGUAUCUUCGCAUAUUAAAGAAACACAUUGGAUUGGCCUGAAUGACUUGGAGACUGAGGGAAAGUGGAUGUGGGUGAACAACCAGCCCUUAAAUGAGACGGGUGUAACGUUCUGGUAUAGCGAGGGCCCAAAACAGCCUGAUAACUGGAAAAAUCAAGACCCUUCUGGAGAGAACUGUGCUGCUCUGGGGGAUGCGAAUGGUAACACACAUAGAUGGUUUGAUGCUUCUUGCUGUACGUUAAAAAAAUGGAUCUGUGAAAAGUAAACACUUACUGGUGCUGUUACAUUUGAAUAUGCAAAAAAAUCUGUACUAACUUUUCAGAAGAGGAAGACAUAUCUGGUUUAUUUAUUAUUUAAGCCUGAUUAGUUGAUUUUUUUUAGUCUGUCAGUGGCCAGGCUUAACUUUAUUUGGUAUAUGUCCAAAAAAAAAAAAUCCAGCCAUGAUUGCACACAAGAUAUUAUAGUCCUUUAGUCCUUUACUCUCUCUCUCUGUCUCUCUAUAUAUAUACAUAUAUAUAUAUAUAUAUAUACAUACUGUACACACCACAGCUAUAUUGAAUGCUUGAUUCUGAUUGUUCUGAAUGUGUUGUUUAACAGUAAUGAAGGUUCACUUACAUACAGUAUAUCCCAUAAUAUAUUUACAUUACUGUGAAAAGAAUUGAAGUUUUGGCUCAGCAUAGCUCAGUUUUUAUUGUAAGUACAGCUUACAAUAUUGAAAAUACUUCUGUUUGUUUUUUAGAAAAAAGGAUUUUUUUGGUUGUUUAAUUUUGUAAUUUUUAAAUUCUUUAAUUUUUUGGUUGUUUUGAGAUUAAAUUUAUCUUUUUUUUUUAAUUUAAUCUAAGCUUUGUUAAGCUCUAGACCGUUAAAAGAUGGCAUGAAAUCAUGUAUGUCACUUUUCUCCUGCUGACUUUUAGAAACUACAACAUUAGACAAUAUCUAUUUAGAAUAGUUUGUGACUAUCAUGAAUCUCUAGUGUUUCCCUGAAGACUUGUUAAAGACAAAGCGACUAGACAGUUAUAAUACUGAAGAAUUAGUGCUUAGAUUUAAGUUUAAGGACUCAAAAUUUCCACAUCAGUUCUACAGAGUGGUCUGAAAGUCUCAGAUAAUUCGGAUCCCCAUCCCUGGAGGUGCGGGGCAAAUGUGCUAACCACUACACCACCCUGCCCCCCUGACUGAAAAUCUUCAUUUUAAAAAUAUUAUAUAUGCAGACAAAUUAAAAGUCUCUGGAACUGUACUGGAGACAUGGAUCACCGUUCUUCCAAUAGAUAUAUACCCUCAGUUUUUUUUGUUGUUGUUGUUUAAAUACCCCCAUUACCAAUCAUAACAGAGGAACAGGUUUUUCCUUUAAUUUGUCAGAUUUGUUUAAUGUGCAGAAAGUUGGUGACUUCUGCUCACUGUGUGCCUCAGCAUGCUCUGACCCCGCUCUGUGAUUUUACGUGGCCUACCACUUCGUGGCUGAGUUGCUGUUGUUCCCAAUUGCUUCCACUUUGUUAUAAUACCACUAACAGUUGACCAUGGAAUAUUUAGUAGUGAGGAAAUUUCAUGAAUGGACUUAUUGCACAGGUGGCAACCUAUCAUAGUACCACGCUGGAAUUCACUGAGCUCCUGAGCGAGACCCAUUCUUUCACAAAUGUUUGCAGAAGCAGUCUGCAUGCCUAGAUGCUUGAUUUUAUACACCUGUGGCCAUGGAAGUGAUUGGAACACCUGAAUGCAAUGAUUUGGAGGGGUGUCCCAAUACUUUUGGCAAUAUAGUGUAUGUAUACAUGGACAAUCAUACUAUAAUAAGCUAUUUUAUGCCUUGGUUUCUUUAUCUUCAAAAUAAAUGAAUAAAUGUCAAAAAUUGUAUGCUUCUUAUGUACUGCUUCUAUGAGUCCAUGGUAUCUCAUUUACUUUACUUUGCAGUAAAUUUUACAUAUAAUAUCCUCAGACCAAGUUGACAAAAUGUUGCAGUUAUGUUGUCACCUGUAUGGACAUGAAUGUAAUGUUAGAUUUUUAGGAAGCUUUUUUUUUUAAAUUAUUGUGGUACCUGACACACAGAAUAUCUACAUGUACUUUACUGUCUGACUACGCCACCCCCUAAAAUGGGCGGGGGAAACCCCUUUUCUCUCUGUAGUGUGGCUGAUUCUAGACCCUGCCCGCAAAGAAACAGUUUACACAAGGCAUGUACACAAGCUCAAAUUUAUUACAAUUUUGAAUAGGUACAAUUGCUAAUGUGAAAAAGAGACGACGGGAAACUGGCUGGAGCUUCUCAAACUAAUAAGGUCGGGUCGGCACGGCACCCACAGCCCCUCUCCUAG
Messenger RNA from Pangasianodon hypophthalmus (striped catfish), 3358 nucleotides. RefSeq names its product C-type lectin domain family 6 member A-like. NCBI's taxonomy places the organism in Eukaryota, Metazoa, Chordata, Actinopteri, Siluriformes, Pangasiidae. The transcript has 7 exons. Bases 592 to 1326 code for a protein of 244 amino acids. The record is from RefSeq and is a predicted model, not a curated record.